Messenger RNA from Strongylocentrotus purpuratus (purple sea urchin), 7114 nucleotides. RefSeq names its product tubulin polyglutamylase TTLL5. NCBI's taxonomy places the organism in Eukaryota, Metazoa, Echinodermata, Echinoidea, Camarodonta, Strongylocentrotidae. Gene Ontology annotation, cellular component: cilium. The transcript is spliced from 33 exons. Gene Ontology annotation, biological process: protein polyglutamylation; microtubule cytoskeleton organization. The coding region runs from base 195 to 4823 and encodes 1542 amino acids. Gene Ontology annotation, molecular function: tubulin-glutamic acid ligase activity; tubulin binding. The record is from RefSeq and is a predicted model, not a curated record.
AUUAUUUCAAUGUAGUUUUGAACGUUUUGACAUCGCUGAUUAUUUGGCGUCUGUUCAAGUCUGUGUUGGCUGCUAUGCAGUUUGGAAUGUUGGAGUUAUGAACAGUGGAGCUGCAGUGCAGUGAUCGCCGCCAAUCUCUGUAACUAUCUGUAACCACUAUUUUUCACUAAUGGACUAGGCAAUUUGAAUUCAAUAUGGCGUCCAGUGUAUCAUCUGAUAAUGAUGAUGACUAUGAUUCUGAUGUCACAUGUGGAAGUAGUGACACAGAUGAUAAGGAUUCCUACGACAGUGGUAACUCCUCAAACGAUGACGAUACAGGCAACGAUGAGGAAAGUGAGGAGGAGAGCGAUGACGAUGAUAGAACAUCAGGAGAAAAGCUUGAGAAUGUUAUGUGGUGUGGACCAAAGAAGAACCUUCCUGUCUUGGUGUUUAGACCUGAGUGCAACUUCAUCAAGGUCAAGCGACUCUAUGCAACAGGAGAAAAGCACCACCUUGCCUAUAAGAUCGUCCGCACUGACUGCAGAGUCAUCAGACAGCUUCUACACAAACACGGGUUCCAUGAGGUCCAUCCUAAUAGCUCUGAUUUCAACUUGAUGUGGAUUGGGUCUCAUGUCAAACCAUACACUCUGAGAAGCUUUACUGACUUCCAGAAAAUCAACCAUUUUCCAAGGUCCUAUGAAAUCACAAGAAAAGACAGAUUGUACAAGAACUUUCAGCGGAUGCAACAUGCCAAGGGUUCACGUCAUUUUGAUUUCUUGCCACAGACCUUCUGCUGUCCUUCAGAGUAUGAUGAUUUAGUUGCUGCACAUAACAAAGAGAGGGGUACGUGGAUCGUUAAACCGGUAGCUUCAUCAAGAGGAAGGGGUAUCUUCCUCGUUAACAGUCCUCAGAAUGUGCCAUUAGAUGCUGCUUAUGUUGCUUGUCGAUAUCUCAACAACCCUCUUCUCAUAGAUGGUUUCAAGUUUGACCUGAGGUUAUAUGUAGCAGUGACAUCAUAUGAUCCUCUUCGUAUAUACCUCUAUGAAGAAGGCUUAACCAGGUUCGCUACCGUGCAAUACCAACAGAACAACAAGACGAUAAAGAACACCUGCAUGCACCUGACUAACUACAGCUUGAACAAGAAGAGCAGCGACUAUGUCAAGUGUGAUGAUGGAGACAUUGAAGACUAUGGAAACAAGUGGAGUUUAGGGGCCAUGCUGCGGUACCUCAAGAAACAAGGCAAAGAUGCAAAACUACUACUUUCAAGGAUAGAAGAAGCCGUCAACAAAACAAUCAUCUGUGCAGAGCUCCCUGUUGCUACAGCCUGUAAGAUGUUCUUGCCCUACAGGGGAAAUUGUUUCGAGCUGUAUGGUUUUGAUAUCUUAGUAGAUGCCAAUCUGAAGCCCUGGGUCUUAGAAGUCAAUCUUUCGCCAUCAUUAGCUUGUGAAGCACCAAUAGACAUGAAGAUCAAAUCAAACAUGUGUGGUGACCUGUUUAGUUUAACUGGCUUUAUUAUACAAGAUCCUGUUAUGAGACGUAUGCAGCAGAGUAGAAGAAAUCAGGAUCUAGCCGCCUCCAGCACUCUCAGGCAACAGAAGGAGCGCAUUGGCUCUGCCUUCUCGCGUCAACGACCCAACUCUGCUGGAAUGAUGGGUAAUAAGCUCUCUAGACCAAAGUCCGCCGCAGCAUCGGCAGGUCCCAAAGACAGCUCCGGACUGACUCUAGAGGAGCGUAAGAUAGUCCUAGAGAGCAAGGAGGAAUACGCCAGGAGAGGGGGCUGGAUGAGGACAUUCCCUUCACCAAAUUCCAUGGAGAAAUAUGGUUCGUUAAUGGAAAGCAGGAAUUCUAUGAACCAGUUACUACAUUCCAGACUCUUCUCUGACAAUGUGGAUUCUAGUAGCACAUCUCCCAGAUCUAAAUCAGCUCACUCGUCCCUGGCUUCGUCCCGAGCCAGGCAGUGCACGAAGAUGUCCCAUGGGAUGAUGCAGGAACUCCAGGAGAGGGAGGUUGAGGAGCACUUAGCCCAGUUACUCAGGAAGCUCAGUACCAAAGACAACUCUGGAGAAAGGCGCAGCCUACGCACCAAGGUCCGCAACAAGUUUCCUGCCACUAAGAGGAUAGCAGCACCAAACCCCAGGAAUGCAGUACCGAGCAAAGCUGAGGUGAAGUCAGAACCAGCGCCAUCUAGGGCACCUCUUGCUCAGGGCAAACUGGAUGCUCGCCCCCAAACGGGACAAAGCAAAAACUCCGCAAAGCAGCCUGAACCUGCUGCUGCCCAACAAACUACCACAACAAACACUGCUGCAGCUUCUCAACAGCUACAAAAACGACCAUCAUCAUCAAAACAGAACUCUGGUGUAUCACAGUCUAAUAUCAACGGCACAAAGGGUGUAGAUAAAGGGGGUGGUGGUGGUGGUGAACCGACAAGUACAACAGGUUCAUCUGGUAACUGGGUGCAUGGGAAACCCCCAGCGGGACCCAGUCAGGGGUCAGGAGGGGCCAAGAUAGGAGGGUCAGAGAGCAAUGCUGGAGCCAGGAUGGUGCUGGAGAUACAGAAACCCAAGGGACCUACCAAAGAGGAGAUACGAGAGUUGGUCAAUGUUCCUGACAUCUUGGACAGAGGUGGUGACCUAAGCAAACUGCAAGCCCGAGAUGCCUUUGCAACAUACCUGCUGAGAGUUCAACAGAGACUACUCGCUGAGACAAGCAAACCCCCAGAGAAACUAGAUGAGAUAGACCAACAUGAUGAACAAAUGGAUCUGGUUCUGCGUUUCCUGAAGAGGGCAGCAAGCAAUCUUCAGCAGCAGUUCAAAGUGAUUGUUCCGAGUCGGAAGCUUCCCAUCCACGACAGAAGGAGAAUCCUUGCCAAGCAACUAGUUGACUUUGUCCAGAUAUAUAGCAAGGAGACAGAGGAGAUGGAGAACAUGAAACCCAAGAAGGUGGUCAAACCUCACAAUCAUCAUCAGUUUGAAGAGGAUGAGGAGAGCAUUGAAGACAACAGGUUCACUCAUUUUGUUGGAGUCGCCAAUGAGAACGAGCUGGAGGAGCUCCUCACCACAUACACCAAACAGAACAAAUCAGCCAGCAUCUUCCUAGGGACCAGUACAAACAACCCCAAAUCGGUCUCGGAGAUGAUGGCUCAACCUACCUCGGUCAACAGCACCAACCAGCAACAUCAUCAACACCACCACCACAACCAUCACCACCAUAAGCAACAGUUGCAGCAACAUCAGCACAAACAUGUGACCAAUGGGGGACCGGCACUGCUGCAUCGGCGAUCAAGUUCCACGGAGAACCUGCAUUCCAGCAAUAAGGGUGGCGGAGCUGCUGGAGAUAUAGCCAAAGAUAUAAAUUCCAACUCAUUGGCAGCAAAGCAUGGUGUCCACUCGACCAAAGCACUCCAGCACUACUAUGCCGCAGCAGGUGCCAGCAAUACUGCUACCACCGGCGACGGACACUACCAUCACCACCACCACCAGCCCCACCAACACCCCAUGACGUCAUCCCCAUCAACCCUAUCACUCCCCAAACGCCCCCACUCAUCCACGCCCAACGCUGCCGAGGCUCGCCACGCAUCAUCGGCAGACGGUGCCGUGCAGGUCUACAGCGCCAGGUUUAAUCGGCAGCGACCGUACUCUGCUAAAGCUGGAUUUGAUUCAGGGGAUGGUCGAUCGUCUGGGAGACCUAACUCUGCUGUCGUCUACAGGGAUUCAUCUGGAGGACAAAUAGCUGCGAGGCAUUUUUCUGAGAGUAGUCAACAGGCCAUCCAAGAGGCUCUCGGGAGACUGGCCAAGCGACAAGCGGCACGUCAGUACUCUUCAUCCAGUGUCCAGAACCAGAACCUACUCACCCAGCAGUAUGUUGAACAGCACUUUGGACUGACCAACCCUCCCCAGGGGCCUGUUCAGGCUACCCCUGUAACUGGUUAUGGAUCUAACCCAGUCUUGACCAGCACCCUUGGUAGGAGUAGCGCCCGAUCACGCUCUAGUAGUGUCGGCCAUGUUCGAAGCCCCAGUCAGAACUCUAUAACAGCCGUUGCAGUGGAUGCACAAGCGGGAAGUACAGUGCCACAGAGAAGCGCAAGUAACAGUCGCGUGAGCAGCGCUGUCCUCAACGAGAAGGGACGCGGUGGAGCGAGUCAGGAGCAAACGGGCCACAUACGCCGAUCCAGUCACGGCGGUGUUGCCUUAAAUAGAACUCACAGCUUCACGACGGAUACAAGUUCUAAAGAUAGCUCAGAGCUCAAUGGACCGACAAAUGCCUCAAAAACAACCAGCAGCCACAGUUUGGCCAACGGAUUGUCGGACGACGCCUACAGUGCCCAGAUCAAAGCCCUGCAAAACCUCACUGUUUCCAAUCGGACUCCCUACCCAAACGCAGCCGGUGCGUUACAGCAUCAACAGGAAGGAAAUAACAGCGUGCCAAUAGGGGGCGGUAGACAGAUGAGCGGUGGUGCAUCUCGGCCGAUGAGCCUUCAGGAGCAGCAGCAGAUGGCUUAUGAGUUGUCCCAACAAAGCAAGGCCAAGCAUCAAGAGAAGGUUGCCCAAGCACAUACCAAUGCCUCGGCUCUUCGUGAUGCAAUCCAUCGAAACGCAUCUGCAUCGGCCAACAACAAUAAUUCAUCCUCUCCGAGCCACCAGCCACGCCCUCCCCCACAGUCUGCCAACGCCCGUAAACCAAUCAGUGCAAAGCGUCUCGCUAGGACAACCCAGGUAGAAGAGGGUCCUAGUCGCAGUGGGAACAGCUUCUACACCAGUCUCAAGUAUAGCAACACGACUGGAGGAGUUACAAACAAACAUCAUAAUGGAUCAGGUUCUAUUCAAGCACAAGUGAUACGUCAUUGACCACGGGCUUCAUUCUUCAUAAGAGAGCACAAAUGUACUUCUGCUUCUGUGUGCAAGGUAUAUAACUUAAAGUAAGCUUUAAACCCUCAGAGAAACUAUUUCAGGUCUUGAUUCAAUAGUAUUUCCUUGAAAAAUCACACAAUAUCAGUUGGUAAGAGAAAAAUGUACCACGUCACAAAAGUCUUUGCUUUUUUGAGAUAUCCUUGCUGCUAUACCUUUAAGGGAAAUGUGUGAAACUGUACCGGUGAACUUAAAUGAGGAAGUUAAAUUAUAUGAAAUUGGAAUUUAAAAAUCUAUGUUAUAGUAUAUGUAGGAAUAUAAAUUUGAUGUAGAAGAGAGGAAAGGAGGUGCCAUGUGGGAAUUUCUCUUUUCUUGGCCAAUACUGAUUGUGAGUGAACAGUUUCACUCAGUAAUGCUUGACAUGGUUUUGGAGAGGCUAAUGUAGAUUAAUCCCUUAGCCUGGAUAUUAUUCAUCAAUAAACCUAUUCUGAUCAAAUUCAAAAGCCAUAGAUAUAGAAAAAUAACAAUAGAAUGAAACUAGAGAUUGAUACAGAUAUUCCUUGAUACUUUUCCUUCGCACUGCCAAGAAAUCUUGCUCUGUUUAAAAAUCUUCCAUUCAUGUCACACAGUUGAUUUCCACUGUUUUAUAUUUCCCCAUUCAAUGGUCUGUGAAUUUCUACCAUGAGGCUUUCAGCAAUUCUUUGUAGAAUAAAGUGAGCUUGGAGUGUUGUGUUUUUAAAUUGACAAGUUGCCAUGACAAGUACAAAUGUGCCUUAAGACAGAAAAAAAGUUUUUGAGCGAUUAAACUUUUAAUGCAGAUUGAUUCCAGAGCAAUAUUUCUAUCUAUGAAAUUAGAAUGUAGACAACAUCUUCCAGUGAAACCUGUAUAUCCUUUGUUUGUCUUGAAAGAAAUCUGUAUGCCAGUUUUCUAUUUACCUACCGGUAUAACUUUUUCAAUGUGUGCAACGUACAUUCCAAUGCUUCAUCUGGUACAAUAUUGGAGCGAUAUCUUUAUUUUAUAUGUCUUGUACUCUCUUUUUUUCAUGGAAGGAGUAGGUAUAUCAGAGUGGAGUUUUGUUAAUUGUAUGUGUGUUGUUCACUAUUUAUUAUAUAUUGCAUCUGUGUGCCAACUUAACUUAACUUUUUAUUGACUACAGAGGCCUUUUUGUUUGAUGUAUAAUAUAAGGUCAGUGUCUUUCUAAGAGCUGUAAACUAUUUAGAAGGUAAAUAUUUUUAUAUUUUAGAGAGAAAGUUGUUUUAUCAGCUUGUGUAUAUGAACAGCCGCCAUCCAUGGCUUCUUAGAUGUAUUCAUAUGGUUAAGUGUUAUGGCUGUCCUGUGAUAUGUAAUAUAGUCUUGCACUUCUGAAACCUCAAUCAGAAAAAGUGUCCAUAGUCACUGCUCCAAAUUGGUAACUACCAGAGAUUAUUUACAACAAAACUUAUCAGAUUUUAUUACUUAUUUUGAUUUAUUAUGAUACAGUUAUCAUAAUAAUUGUCAAGGGAAUCAUUAUAAUCAUUCAAUUUUGAUUGAUGGCUGCUUUCUUUUUUUCUCCAGUGGGAUAGUACGGUUUGGUUUUAUUUUUUAGUAAUCAAAAUUUGAUUUUACAUCUUAAAUAAUAUACCCUGAAGACUUGCUGAUUUUUUAUCAAGUGACUUCUGAUUAAACCCCUAACUUUCUUGGUGAAGAACCAACCAUUCACAAUUUCACUAUAUGUUUAAGAUAGGUAUGUUCCAGGUUUUGUUGUUAGGAAUUAUUUAAUUAUCGUCAUUUUGCUACAGCAAAAACAAUCACAAAGACUUUAGAAAAACAAGGUAAUGUUUCUGUAGUAGCCUUUCUAUCCAUCAUAUUGAAUGCGCAAAUAUUACAAUGAUGUAUUACGUAAUCCAAAUAUUAUUUCUAUGGUUUAUACAAUAUGGUAUUAAAAUUGCCCUUGAUUUGAUUUCUUGAAAGUCUUUGUGACCGUAUUAAGGUAAAAACAUUGAUUGACAGAGAUCAUGCUCCGACACUUUUACACAAUAAUUGUUGAAGAUAUGCUUUCAAAACCGUAACAGUUUGUAGAAACAACAUUAUUUUGGUAAUGCAUCAUACUUCUUAUAUGUAAAAUACAUUUAUAUCUUUUUAUAACCUUUGUUUUAUAUUGUACAUUUAUAAAGGUGUGAUAUUUGUGUGUAAGAUAUGUUUUUCUUGACAAUUGUAUCAAAUUAUCAUUCUUUGAUCCAUCUAUAACCAGAUUCAACUAUUGAAAAAUAAACCUUGAAAUGAAAUAUAUUGUUUAGAAAAUGAAACUUGA